AUGAGAUCAAAUAUGUUUAAUAAUUAUAAUCAAAGACCUCCAAGUACUACCAAAGAGAAAAUUACAUCAUAAGGAUUACCUAAUUAUCCAUUAUUACUUAAUAAGGCAUAAUCAACACCAUCUUAAGAAAUCAAAUCUAAUAAUCCUUAUUCAUCUAACACAACAUUCACUUCUAUUACCUAAUCAUCAUAAGUAACUUAUCAUUUCCUAUUUUAUUAGUCUAAAUUUAUUGAAUAAAAUACUCAAAAACAAAAUCAAACUUAAAUGAUCUAAUAACAAUUAUAGACUCCUAUGACAAUAUCCCAAUAAAAUACUCAAAAAACUGUUUCUACAAUUUCCUCCAUGUCAUAGUCUCAACCUGAAUAGUAUUAAACUAAAUCUAUCCAAAAUGUCAGCAAAGGAAUAUGUGGUUUAAGAAAUAUUGGCAAUACAUGUUUCAUGUAAUUGUAUUUCCAUAAUAUUCAGGAAUUCUGUUUUGUAAUGUCUACUCAAUAUUCCUGCUUUUAAUGAGCAUUUUUUAAAUUCUGAUUAUUUAAACGACUUAAAUUCUAAAAACUGUUCUGUUCCAAAUGAAUACAGUAAAUUAGUGUCCACUAUAAGAAAUACUCCCAAUUUUCAAUCCAUUGCACCUUAUGGAAUUAAAUCAGCUGUGGGUAACAUUAUUUACUUAUUUUAAUAGAAAUUGUAAUGCCUUGUUUUAGAGGUUAUGCUUAAUAGGAUGCUUAAGAGUUUUUAGUUGCACUUUUGGAUGGUCUUAGUCUCGGCCUAAAUAGAGUCAAAAAUAAACCAGCAUACAAAGAAAUGAAUGAUAAUCUUAAUGGAAGAUCUUUAUAAGAUUUAGUAAUUCUUAUUUUUUUAUCAUCUUUUUUAGAGUAAAGAAUGGUGGGAUUAUUCAAAAAGCAGAGAAAAUAGUCUUGUCCUUGAUUAUUUUCAAGGACAACUAUUACAUACAAUUAAAUGUUCUAUUUGUGGUAGCAGUUCAUAUGCUUUCGAUACAUUUUAAGAUACAUCCUUAGCAAUUGCAAGGGCAUUUAAAAUAUUAGAAGAUAUGAAUUUAGAAAGAUUAUUAGAUAAAUAUGUAAUUGAAGAAGCGAUUGAUGAUUAUUAUUGUUCAAAAUGGUAUUUAAUUUAUCGUUAUUGUAUGUUGAAGCAAAAAACAUUAAAAAGUAAAACGUAAAUUUACAAUUUGGAGAUUACCUCAUAUUUUGAUGUUUCAUAUCAAAAGAUUUGAUUUUAGAAGAUUUUCCAGUGAUAAGUUAAAUCAUAGAGUAAUAUUCCCAUUGGAAUUAGAUAUGAGAGAAUUUGUCAAAGAUUCACGUAAGAUAUUCUUAAUUUUAGUUGACUAGUCUGUCAAAAACUGUUAAUAUUUAUUAUGUGGAAUAGUAAAUCAUAGUGGAACUUUAUAUGGAGGACACUAUACAGCGUAUUUAUUGUUAAUAUAUUAAAAAAGUGAUAGUAAGAAUCCAUAUAAUUAAAAAUGGUAUCGAUAUAAUGAUUCUGAUGUUAGAGAAUUCGAUAUAAAACAAUAAAGAUAUGAUACAGAUGGUAGUAGUAGUCCAUAUAUAUUGUUUUAUGCAAGAAAAUCAUUGUAUUGA
Molecule: messenger RNA, 1595 nt
Organism: Paramecium sonneborni
Lineage: Eukaryota; Ciliophora; Oligohymenophorea; Peniculida; Parameciidae
Source: the annotation of a GenBank genome assembly